This is a messenger RNA of Candoia aspera, 1933 nucleotides long. RefSeq names its product ring finger protein 149 (gene RNF149). The coding region runs from base 489 to 1796 and encodes 435 amino acids. The record is from RefSeq and is a predicted model, not a curated record. The transcript is spliced from 7 exons. Lineage: Eukaryota; Metazoa; Chordata; Lepidosauria; Squamata; Candoiidae.
CCACGGAGUCCAAUCAGAGCAGAAAAAAGGCGUAUGCCCCAAGCUUCGUGCCCGGCUGUUUACCCAGGAAGAGGCCCCUUUGCUAGCGGGCUUGUUCUGCGGGAAAAAAAAGAGCGGCUGAACUGCCUGCGGAGAUGGGAAGCAGGACCACAGAAAGGGAGCCUCCUGAGUCUCGAGUUGCGAGCCCGGCGUAGCAUACGUUCAUUGUCAGAGCGCUGCGCCACGCGACUCGGCUCCGCUGCGCUUGAGGAAUUCAGAGCCUUCUGAUACUCUUUGGAAGCGUGGCCAGAAAUGCUCACGCGUAAAGGCGCGCGGCCGAAGCGCUAGGAACCUUCUGGCACUGAGGAGGAAGGGACAACCUGACUGAGCUCAUUCAGUCGCCGCCUCUUUCUCCCAGACUCAGGCGAUGGUCCGCCCGCGAGGUAAGCAGAGGCGGGAAUCCAGAAGGGCUUGCUUGCGCCGCGGAGACCAUUCCGCCUGCACUGCUGAUGCGGGCAGCCGCCUCUGACGCUGGCUGGCGCGCUCGCCCUGUGGGCCCGGAAGCUAUGGGGCUGUCGCACCGCGUGACGCUAACGCUGCUUUUGCUGGCGGUGGGGGGGUGCCCGCGGGUCUCAUGGUCGCUGGUGUGGUACACAGCCUGGGUGAGCACGGUGUACACUGAGCCGGGCACCAACCGCACGGUGCGGGACAGCACGGAAAGCGGGCGCUACGGGAGCAGCUCGUCCAAGGAGAAUGCGCAGGGCCUAGUGGGCAUCCCCAGCGGCGGAACAGCCCGCCACAUGGAGGGCUGCGACCCAAAGGUGGAGUACGAGAUCCCCGUGCCCCCCGGAAGCUCCUCGGGAGAAAAAGAGGUGGGAGCGCCCUUCUCGCCGCCUCGGUCCUGGAUCGCCUUGGUGGCCUACGGAGGCUGCCACUUGAAGGACAAAGUCGCCCACGCAGCAAGGAGGAAAGCGGCCGCCGUAGUCAUCUACAACGAGCCUCGGUUCGGCAACUCCACUCUUACUUCUAUGUCUUACCUCGGUACUGCCAAUACAGUUGUAAUUAUAGUUGGAUAUCCAAAAGGAAUGGAGAUCCUGGAGCCAGUGCUAAGAGGAAUUCCAGUGAAAAUGACUAUUAGUGUUGGUAAACAACAUGUACAAGAAUAUAUUAGUGGACAAUCAGUUGUGUUUGUAGCAAUUGCGUUUAUCACAAUGAUGAUUAUAUCUUUAGCGUGGCUUAUAUUUUUUUAUGUACAACGUUUUCUCUAUACUGGAUCACAGUUUAGAAAUCAGGGUCAGAGAGAAGAAACAAUUAAAGCAAUUGCUCAACUGCCACUUUAUAUUGUAAAGGAUGAAGAUAAGUGUUGGGCCAAUGACACAGAAAAUUGUGCUAUAUGCAUUGAAAACUAUAAAACAAAAGAUACUGUUCGACUUCUGCCUUGCAAACAUAUCUUCCAUAAGCUGUGCAUUGAUCCCUGGUUGCUGGAACACAGAACAUGUCCAAUCUGUAAAUUAGAUAUCAACAAAGCGUUAGAAUAUUGGGGAGGAUCUAAAAAAGUAUUUGAAGUUGCAGUGCCUGAGUCAGUGAGUUGUAACAUACCAACUGGGAACUGGAAUAUUUCUGUGGAAGAAGACAGUAAUGAAACAAGUGGCUUACCAGCAUCUUCUGCUAACUCAUCUGCAUUAAAUAAUAAUGUUUUAAAAGAGAAUCCAUGUGAAACAACAGUUUUACUUGAAAUGGAAAGUGGAGAUAAUCAACAUGAUCAUUUGCCUUAUGGAUCACAAACAUUUAAUGAAAACUUGAGAAACUUGAACUGAUAGUAAAAAAAAAACAAUUUUGUUUUUUUAAAUUGUUAUAGGCUUGAGUCUAACCUCAGAAAUACAUAUUUCCUAUAAGUCUUGGUUACAAAACUUUUCUCUGUACAAGAUACACUAGUUCUGAUUUUGAUCCAUGA